Messenger RNA from Cladocopium goreaui, 6147 nucleotides. Lineage: Eukaryota; Dinophyceae; Suessiales; Symbiodiniaceae. The record is from the annotation of a GenBank genome assembly.
AUGUCAUGGGAAGCAAAUCCAUGGCACCACUUGCAUUGGUGGAUUCCUUUGAUUUACUAUGCCAAGGUUUUCCUUCGGUUGGACCAGAAUGAAGUUGAUGUUGCGCUUGUAUUCCCGCAUGGUGACAUAGAUUUUGCUAUCUCCACUGCAAAAGGUAGGGAUAUCGAUGGCAACUUCAGAGGCCACACAGAACCUUCGAGUUGGUCCAUAUUGCAACAUGAUUUCCCUUUCGACACCGAGAAAGUCAAAAUGCAUUGGAGUCCCAACGGCAUUCACGCCGGUCUUUUGAAAUGGAUUUCUGACCGUCCAGCCAUGUCACUGGCGAAGUACUAUGGGCGAAGCUAUGAACAGGUGAUCCUGGGUCUUCCUUCACUUCGCUCUUUCUUGCAGACACCCCAACUUCCAUGCACCAGUAUAACGCAGGUGAAACAGUGGAUCCAUGAGUCUACUCCAACUAUGGCAGCUAUGCCUGUGUCCAGUGAUGCAGGUAUCCUGCGGCUCGCAGUGAUUCAGAGGCCAGCAACUGAUGGGCGCAGGAUCCAAAACUAUCACCAGGUGCUGGAGUUUGUCCGCGGCAAAUUUGCAGAUACUCUGCGUGUGAAGGAGGUGGAGGGUUUGGCUCAUGGUACACCUUGGAUAGAGCAGUUUCGCCAGUUCCAUGACGCAGACAUCCUUUUAGCUGUCCAUGGAGCUGGCCUUGGGUGGCUUUGGGCUUUGCGAGAAGGGAGUGCUGCAGUGGAGCUGAGGAGUCGGAGUUCCCCAGUGUGGCUGCAGUGCUCUGAUCUUUGGAAUACAGACUUCACACAGAUUUUUGGGGGACUCGCUCGACUGGCAGGCAUCCACCACUUGUGCACGCGACCUCACGACAUGACAGGGAGUUUGACAGAGGGGCGGCUGUCCAAUGUGGGUGACAUGACCGAUGCAGAUGCCUACAAUCACAGCGAUGAUGUCUAUGUUUGGCUUCCCAAAGCUGAGAAGAUCCUGAACUCAGUAUUCAUUGACGAACUUGUGAUUUCGGAUGGCGUUUGGGGUGUCAAAUGUGUGGGACCUUGCGAUUUCCGUAGUACGCGGAGCUCCAUUGCCUUGUUUGGACUACCACUGGUGGCUUUGACAGCUGAGCCUAGUCCCAAAGUACUGCCGGUCUUGCAGAGCAAGGCAAAUGUGACAGAGGGUGACUCAGUAGACAGAAUGAUCUGGAAUCUGGAAUGCUUGUUUAGCAUUGUUUCGCCAGAUUCUCGUACCAAGCACAAACCUGUAUUUCGUUCUACUUCAGAGUACAGGCUAGCGUCAGCAGCCAAUGUCACAGACAUCGCGAACGUCACAGAGAUAAUUUUGGACAGCACAGACCCAUUGUUUGCAGACUGGCGGGUUCGCAUCAGCGAGGAUGGCACGUGUGGUGCCGGAACAGUUCCUGGCUCUGUGCGGGCGGCCACAUUCGGUCAGGAGAUCCAUCCAGUCACUUCCGAUGAAUUCCAUUGGUCUGAUACUGGGACCCAAUCCUGUGCCACGGAGACAUGCAGCUUCCAAGGGAACCUUGGUCCUGGGGCCUUUUGGUGCCCGCUGGAACCUGGUGGCACAGCCGCAGACAGGCUGAAAUGUGAAUGCGAGCAGUGCCCGUGCUCCAAUGGUACUGGUGGCUUUAUGUGCACACAUUGCGUCGAAGAUGCGGCUUGUGGACCGGGAAGCUCGUGUGACCGGACAAUGCUCCUCGACAACUAUGACAGGCAUUUUUCAUGUACCUUCUCUGAUGCUUUGAAGCGACAUCCAACAUACAAACUGUUUUGGCCAGACGGUUGGGCAAGUCCACGUUUCCUCGCUCAAUACUUCCCUUCCAGGGGGACAGCGCGACUUGACAUCAUAAACACAAUGUGCAGUCACCGGCAGCCAAUCUUGAUGCAGUGCAGCUGCCAAGAAUGUUCCUCCAUGUAUGACGAAAUAGAUGCCCUGACGAACGAACAGAGUGGCGUCUGCAAACAAAAGAAAAUCCCAAGCCCAUGUGCAAGAUGUGAGACAUGCCGGUGCACAUAUCCGGAUGACUCCUGGCUGGGGACUCUUACCAGGACCAUUGUCGAUGGAAUUAGUCAGGGUGUCUACUUGGGCUGCGAGGCGGGCCUGAACUCCAGCAGCUGCACUGCCAUGCUCGAUGAUCUGCCAGCACCACUCUCAUUUGACUGCGAAAGUGGUCUUUGCUUUCCAGACAACCAGACGAGAGAGGUGAUCGAAGCAAAAAAAUCCUUCAAUCUCUUCGGUUCAUGGACCACAGCUGCUAUUUGCAUUUUGUUCCUUCUGGCAACCCUCUCAGUGCUUUUGCUGCUUGCCAUCAUGCUCCACUGCUUGCGCACAAAAAGGCUGCGGUCCAUUCCGCUAAAUGAGCCUGGUGCACCUUUGGCGGCUCUUGCAGCAGCUCAGGCAGCCCUUGGAGGUUUCGGAAGUAAUCCUCCAGGGGCCACGCUGGUCUUCAGCUGGCAGAACGUCAAUUGCAGGCGAAAUGGCAAGCAGGUGUUGAGAGACGUUUCAGGUGCCGUGGAGUCCUCAUCCUCUGGACAUGGUGCUUUGGUGGCUUUGCUUGGACCGUCUGGUAGUGGCAAGACAACACUACUGGAGGCUCUCUCUGGCCGCACAUCACGUGGGGACACUGCCACAGUGUACAUCAAUGGAAAGGCAAUGUCUCCAGAGAGUCGACGUCGGCACAUUUCCUUUGUGUAUCAGGACGAUAUCCUUGGAGCCACAUUGACAGUUCGAGAGGCCUUGGAAUUUUCAGCCGCGAUGCGCUUGAGAGCACUUUCGGCCUCUCAACGGGCAGGGCGAGUUUCGUGGGCAUUGAAAACUUUGCAUUUAGAGGAGGUUGCAAACUCGAGAAUUGGAGACAAUCUGCGAAGAGGGGUGUCUGGCGGAGAGCGCCGUCGAGUGGCAAUAGGUGUGGAGCUGAUUGUGUCCCCACCCAUCAUGUUUUUGGACGAGCCUACAACUGGGCUGGAUGCAAGCUGUGCUUUGAUGCUGGGCCAGGUCCUUGCCAAGCUGGCAGAGGGUGGGCGGCUUCUAAUUUGCAGCAUGCAUCAGCCUCGUCAAGAGCUAAUGCGUUUGUUCGAUGCCAGGCCGAUGAAUGUUGCCGGCACAGAUGCCUUGGUGAAAACUCCCAAGUUCUUACCAGAAAAGGAUGGGGUCACUGGUGAUCUCGAGGCACACGUUCCACACGAGUUCGCGAAAGGAAGAGCUUCACAAAUGGCUGAAGCGCGCACGGGUCACCAGCCGCAACCCACUAUCGAGACGAACCCCAACCAGAGCUACCAGAUCCCAAUCGGCGGGUUGAACCCCAACCGUGAGAUGCACACCAAUCGCGAGACAUCGGGUCUCUUGAACUCUGUAGUGAUCAGCGAAGUGAAUGACAGUGAAUGCUCAUCUUUCGCAAGGAGAUCCGUGCAGCAGCAGAAACAUCCCUUCUGCAGAGCAUGCAUGGGUGAUGACUUGCAUGAAGCGCUGACAAUAGCUGCUCGUGCAACUGCUGGUGUGAAACCUGCAAACCUUCCCUAUCAGGUCUUCAUCUUGUGGGAACGCAGCUUCCGAGAGGCAACCCGCGGAAGCUACAGCGGCAUUGUUGCUGCAGCUGUGGUGGCGACAGUCGCAGUUGUAAUUGGCUUCACUUUCAGCGACCUUGAAAGUGGUGUUUCUGGAGUCCAAAAUCGCUUCGGCUCCGUUUUCUUCACUCAGCUCUUCUUCAGCUUUUUUGGGCUCCAGGCUUGCACGCUUUGGUACCUUGAUCGCGACCGACUUGACCGUGAAAGAGCGUCAAAACUCUACCAUGUUUUGGCUUAUUUUACUUCGAAGGCAUCUUCGUAUCUAUGGUGGUAUUGCCUCAUUGUUCCUGCAAUCUACGUCGCUAUUGUCUAUCCACUAAUUGGUUUCCAAGCCAGUAUUUCCAAGUUCAUGACGUUCUACUUAUGCACUGCGGCUUCAACAGCAGCAGCAAGUGCAGUAAGUCUGAUUUGCCUUUCAAUCACGAGCACGUUUGCUUCUGGGAUUUCUUUGGCAGCUAUCUUCAUUACUGUGCUGCAAAUGUACGCGGGCUUUUUGCAACGCCGAGAUGCUAUUCCAAGCGGGCUGAGGUGGCUAACAGACGUGUCCCCGUUCGCUCAUGCCUUUGCUGCCAUGAUCUCCAGCGAGUUCACUGGUCUGGAGACAACAGUAGAUGCUACAGGUUUUGAUGCAUUGACAGUUGACGGAGGUAUCUGGCCGAAGCAGUUCAGCGUUGACCCAACGAAGCUGGAACACAAUGUUCAAAUGUUGGCGCUCGUUGCUUGCUUCGCAUGGAUACUGGCAUUGAUCCCGCUGUGGCUUCAAUGGUACCGGGUAAAGAAGGGCGACUGCCUUCGAGCUAUCAUCUACAGAAAGGAUCCAGGCUGCUCCACGUCCUUGGAAGCGCCAUCUUGGGUGAGUGCGAGAACCAAGGGCUCGGCGGCGUUGGUCUGGAAGGAUCUGCAUGCUAUGCUUCCAAACUCGACCACGCUGUACGAUGGGAUGAAUGGCAUAGUUCAAGCCGGAAGGCCAUUGGCGGUCCUUGGCCCUUCCGGCUGUGGCAAGACGACGCUUUUGUCUUGCCUUGCCGGCGAGGUGACGCGAACAAAGUGCGACGUGACGGUCUAUCUAAACAGGCAUCGCAUAGCUCGGAGCAAGCUCAGAAGAACAGUGGGCUACGUCCGUCAAGACGAUGCCUUGCAUCCUGAGCUGACAGUCUCGGAGGUGCAGAGUUCAGCCGUGGCGCUGAGAAUGCCGCACUCCAGUCGCAAAGUAUGUCAAGAGCGUGUUCGCUGGACCAUAGGCAGACUUGGUCUUGAGGGAGUGGCCAACUCCAAAGUCGGUGGUCACAAAUUCCGUGGAAUUUCGGGCGGUGAACGCCGGCGGACUGCUGUUGGCGUAGAGCUUUCGGUGGCUCGCGGUGUUCUCGCUUUGGAUGAACCUACAAGUGGUCUCGACAGCGAAACAGCGCUCUCCUUGGGACAUUUGUUAGCUGAAUUGGCGGCCGAAGGCUGUAUACUGCUUGCUUCAAUGCACCAACCUUCCCCUGAGCUCUUGGCAAACUUUUCUGACACUCUCGUGCUUGGGACAUACGGACGAGUUGCUUAUUUUGGUGCAACGACAUCUCUCCCCACAUACAUCUCGCCCUUGCGCCAACUCCACCCUGAAGGGGGAUAUGGCACUGCGUCGGAUGUAUUGUUGGACAUCAUCUCUGGUGAUCAUGCAGAUGAAGCCUUCAAACUUUAUAAAGUGGCAGAAGAAAAGGGUGACAUGGAGGAUGAGAUUCAGUCAGCGUUGACUGCAAGUCCUGGUGAAGAGAUCAUGGAGGUGAAGGCAGCAACUGUACCACCCAUCAGAGUGCAGUUGAUACAACUUCUUCUCCGAGAAAUGCGAAUUCAGAGGAGCCUGGCAACAUACACCUACUUUGAGGCAGCGAUAGCAGGAGUUCUGCUUGGAAUGACUUACUUCCAGAUGUCCAUGAGACUGGCAGGAGUUAUCAGUCGCCUUGGUCUGGUCUUCGCAGUACACUGCACCCUGGGUAUGCAGGCCUUGCAGGGCCUACUGGCCUGGCGGGAAGGCUAUACAAGCUUUAGACGAGAACGUGCGGCAGGAUACUACUACACUGGCACCUUCGUGAUUGCAAAGGUAGUGAUGGACGCAAUCCUUUUGAGAGUUGGUCCGCCAGCUCUGAUGUGCUGCAUCGUCUACUUACUAGCUGGCUUGCAGCCAGGUAGAGAGGCAGUCUGCUGUCUCGGUUUUUGCUUGGCUUCUUUCGUUGCCUCAACCUUUUGCUUGGCUUUGGGAGCUACUGCCCCAAGAUCGGGGGCUGUUUUACCAUUGGCAGUGUUGCUGAUACUUCUUUUCCUCCUGAUCGGUGGUCCUCUACUCGCGACGCAACAAGGGGUUCUGAGAAAUGUGUCAAUCUUCCGCGCUUCUUUCAACAUGCUCUCCGCAAAUGAGAUGCGCGGCAUGGUGUUCAAGUUUGAUCCUGAAGGGGUGGUGACAACUUUGGGCGAGCGAAGUGGAGAGGAUUGGAUGACAGACUUGGGCAUCCAAGACAAUCCGGUUCAUGAAGAAGUAGGUCAUGGCCUGAAAAAAUUGAAAGCGGCGGCGUUUUGUUUGCAACCUGUCUAG